Leishmania major strain Friedlin is the source of this 5769-nucleotide messenger RNA. RefSeq lists its product as hypothetical. The record is from RefSeq and is a predicted model, not a curated record. Bases 1 to 5769 code for a protein of 1922 amino acids. NCBI's taxonomy places the organism in Eukaryota, Euglenozoa, Kinetoplastea, Trypanosomatida, Trypanosomatidae. The transcript has a single exon.
AUGGCUUCGGGGCGGUCUCUCCCUCUGCCUACUGUGUGUGUGUGUUUUCCGUACGUCCCUCUCUAUUCAAUGCCGCUGUCCACGUUCUCCGUCCGCGAUAUCGUGGCCACUCCCGAUGACGCCGACGUGCUGCAAGCCAGCCUGGAAGAGCUGCACCGACACCGCUGCGUGAAGCGGCAGGAGGAGCAAGCGCGGAAGCGGUGGGAGCAGCACCAGCUCUUAGACGAAGACGCGGGCAGCUGGGGCACCGCGCAGGAGCUCGCCUAUCGCCGUGAGGUGCUCCACACGUGGACGCGGCAGUACCCAAGGUUGCGAGAGGCCAUGGUAUCCUUGGCGUCCGCGUCGUCAUCGAACACCGCAGCCACGGCCCCUGCGGCAACCACUGCUGCGGCGUUCUCCGUCGCCGAAACUGUUCGUCCAUCGUACCCAACGCUGUGGCGGAUACCGGCGGGCACCAUCCCGACAGACUUUUACACGCACAACGCGGCCAUGGAAGUGUCACAGCUGCUUUCGACGCCGCAGCGUCAGCACGCGACCACCGAGGCGGUGAAAGACUACAGCGCUCACUCGUGUCUGGUGCGCGUCCGGUGGGAGCCGGUACGGUUGACAGGCCUGUUUACUGAGCCACCGCCGUCGGCAGCCUCGUCUUUUGUACCGCUAUCGCAGCAUCCGUCUGACAGCACCAGCCACGCACAGCUUCAGCCGCAGCGCGUGUUGGCGCGGUGGCCCCAAGGCAAGCCGGCAUCCGCCAAGAUGGCCGCGGUUCUGCGCUCCAUCGGGAUCGAGGAGCGCAAGCGCGAGCAGUGGAACGAGCACUUGCAGCGGCAGCGGCAGAAACAGGGUGAAAGGGAAGCGCCCCAGCAGCGGCUGCACGAUCGAGUGCGGGACCGUCUCUCCGCAGCGUCGGUGAAGCGUUUCGACAACCUGGCGAGUAGCGCAGACGGCUGCGAACCCCCCACCGAGGAGGGCGCGGUGGACGAGUCCUACUCUGCGGCUACGGCGGUGAGGGCUGGUGGAGUCGUAGAAGACGGAGGCAGUGGCGGCGGCAGCGCUGCCGAUGCAUCUGAGAGCGCCUUGGGCCACGAGCUGUACUGGCCGGCACACAUCACCCGCACUCGGGCGCUCUUCACCGGCGCGGCAUGUCUGCAGGACACCUUCCACGGCCUCGGCCAGCUGCAGCGGUAUGAGCGGUUUGAGCCGGUGCUCGCCUUGGCGCUGGCAAGUUCGCUGCGCAUCGUUGUCGAUGUGGUCUACGCCGUUGAUGAGACCAGUGAGGCUUUCGGCCUGUCCAUCGACCCCGUCGUCCAUUUCGACGCGAUGACGUCUUCGGACGCGCGCAGGAACGUGGCAACCGGGCGAGACAGCGAUGCAAUGCGGAGCAUCAACUUGGGUAGUGGGUGCGGCAGCGGUGCAAGCAGGCAUGGUAUCGCGACUGAUCGUCGCGCCACCCUCUCGUCAUCCGAGAUAUCCUCCUCCAUGGCGGAGGACGAAUGCCCCGUGCUUCUGCCCUCGUCACUGCCGCCGGUGCUGUCCGACCUCAACUACGCCUUCAUGGCAGCACCGACGGCUGCUGGUGCUGCUGCUGGCGGCGGCAGUGCAGACAGUCGUCGCGCCGCCUCCCAGACGACGUCAUUCAUAGACGACUCCACCACCACCAGCACGGCAGUGCUGCACCGCAGCACCCUGUCCACCAGCCCGCUGUCCCUCUACACAAUUCUGGCGGGCCCUGCGAGCCAAACCCACUCGAUCGUGCUGCUGCGCCCCACACCGGAAGUCGUGUGUGCCGCCCGCGCACGCGCCUUACAGGAGCUGGAGCAGCGGUGGCUGCGGCUUCGUCAGGCCCUCGUUGACCGACUCGUUGCAUGCGAAGAACAAGCGCCGGCUGCAAUCCGUGCGCGGUCCCCAACGCUGUCGCCCGCAGAUGUGCUCGCCGUGGAGCUGCCCAACGCCGACACGUAUGCCAGCCCGUUUAUCGACCGCAGCGCGCGGCAGUGUGAGGGGCUUCCGGCGGAGCCGGUCGGUGCCGAGUCGCUGACGGAAGAGGAGAUGCAGCGCCAGACGCGACUGCCGCAGCUGCAGGGCGGACAUCUACCACGGCGACCGCUCACGGAUCAGGUUGGCGGCCCCCACGGCGUGAACGGAAGGCUGCUGCGACUGGCCGCUACCUCGCUGCAGACGCCGCCGGCAGACCCCGGCCUGCGCACGCGCUCACUGCCGAGCAGCGUGAAACGACCUUCGCGUGGCAGCGGUGCACAAGACGACGGGGCGUCAGCGGAAGCAGCGGCACCGUGGUCCGCGUCCACGCCGCCAACGUUGCCACGCCCUCUGCAGCAGUCUCCGUGCACGCCUCGGCAGUCACACACCCGGCGCGCGGAUCAAGGAGCCUGGAGCACAGAUGAAGCCGCAAGUGCCUCCGCUGGCGGUGAUGACGGGUGCGGCGGUCUCGUCCGUGGUUCAGAGCGUGCCUCUACUACUGCCACGCCACGCAGCGAUGCCGGGAUUCCGCGGACACUGCAGCUGGCACGCUCCCCAGUAGACCCGAUCUCUCUCUGCUCGCCGUCUUCGUGUGAGGGACCCGAGGUGCCAUGCACCGAUGGGUCAUCCUCCGACCUGGACGGGUUGCGCAGCGCACUCUUCUCGGAGGGUCGGCGAGCGGCGACAGAGAAGAUCCGCACUAUCUUGGCCGCUGUGCGCACCAGCAAGGAGCGGCCGCGGGUCGGGGAGUCCACGGCCGGGGCGCCGCAACCACCAGCCACCAUGCCACGAGCGCACCUAUCCGCCCUCGCCGUUGAAGCAUCCUUGCCUGUGUCAGCGGACGCAUGGCGGCUGGCGAACGACACCGAUCGCGUUGGCAGCGCCGCAGCCCCCGGCUCUCCUAGGAAGGCGUCGCCAUCUUCGACCUCCCUGCCGUCCCAGCGCCACCGCCACAACGACGGGUCUCCAAUGGACGCUGACACGGCCAUGCAGUUGACCCACGACGACCGCGAUGCUGUCGGCGACAGUCCGCGGCAUCGCACAUGCAGCGGGGUGGAGCGGUACUCCGCCAUCUUGUCUGUCUCUGCACAAUCCGUGCCGGACUCCCAGCCCAUGUCGGUGCUGCAGGAAGUGAGCGUGACGUCCUGCCUCUCGUGGGAUGUGCGCAACACGAUGAACGACACCGCGAGUCAACAUAGCAACACCGGCGACGGUGAUGGACAAGUAGCGCCGUGCUCUGGUGAGAGCGGGGCCACGCUGCCGACCUCGCCGUCGCCGCAGCUGUGCACGCCGAUACCGACCUACCUGCCGCGCCCUUCGCGGCUCAACAAGAAUGGAGCACUUAAAAUGCCCAAUCUAAGCACCCCUGACAUCGCCGUCACGCUGGCUACGCCCUGCUCCACGGUGUCGAGCCCUACCUCCCCGCCACCACACGCGGCAUCGCCCAUGCUUCAAACGAAUUUUUUCACUGCUGCCGCAGCACCGCCGCACGCCGAGGAUCACAGUCAGUCGCCAUCUCGCGUACGUUACCCCAUCCUCCAGCAGCCCCCAGCACCCCUGUGUCACGCAGAUACUGCCAGCGCUCGCAGCAGCAGCAGCAGCAGCGAUGCGACCCGCUUUGUUCUCACCCACACAUCGCGGCCAGAGGAGAAGGUUUUAGGAGGCUGCACGAAAAACGAGAAGACACUCAGCGCAGUGCCUGCGCGUAGCGAUCCCCGCACGGAGGCCCGCUCGGCGCCACAAGCGACGCGUUCAACUGCCUUGGAGUCCUCUAGCUCGAGCGACGAUGCCCCUGUUCUCAGCGGAACAGCAACGUACUCAUCCUAUAUCCCGGUGGACCCUCUCUCAUCUGUCGCUGUCGCCCAAGGAGCGUCCGCAGCUUGGCGAGCUGGCGCCGCUGCGUCGUCGUCGCCGCAGACGCCACACGAGGCGGCACGCGAAUUGCGUGGUGCUUCUUCCUCGACACCCAGCACUCGCCCCUUCUCCUCGCCCACGUUUCUGAGCAAUAAGUGUCUUGUGCAGCUGCGCAACUUAGAGCAGCCGCAGCGGGAGCCGAUGCGUCGUGUGUCACCACCGCCGCCGCCCUCCUUGUCGACGUCGGCAGAGGCACGGGCACGUGUGCACCUGGGAUUGUCGUCACUGAGGGAGAAUGACGACGUCGCUGCCUUGAGCACGGAUCUCCACCACACUCGCGGUGCUGCUCUUGGGACAGUGCCACGUAAGAUAGCGGUGGUUGUGGAGGUGGGCCCGCAGCAGCGUCCUCGCCUCAGCGAACGCGGUUUAGCAGGCGCCACUCGUCACGACGGCGCCCGGCAUCGCGAGCACGUCUCUCCUCUCCAGAGCGGCACCGAUGCGGUGGAAGCAACGACAACUUCAGCGAACCAUCAAGUUGGCCAUGGCGGCAGCAGCGACACUAGUGGCGCCGUGGAAAGUAACGGCAGUCCGCUGUCGCGCCGCCCGCCGCUCCUGGCGUCGUCGCCCGCAACAGGGGCGAACGGCGGCGCACAUGAAGCGGCGUCGAUAUCUACUGCUCCAUGUGCGGUGGCGUCACAGCCGCCAUCGCAGCAUACGGACGGCACUGGCGCCACAGGUCUCGCCAGCGGUGAGCCAAGACCGUCGCAUUGCCCUCAAGCGAGUGCCAGCAGCUGCAUGCAUCACAGACGCGCGUCUCCGAGAGCACCCAAGACGGCAGCCGCCCCUGCGAUCGAUGACAACGCAGAGGGCUCGCCGCAGCGACAUCUGCAACGGCAGCGGCGCCAUGAGCGCACCGGCUCUGUGUCUGUGGGGGUGUUGUGCAGCGAGCUGUCCGUAUCCGUCGACCGCGAAGUGGAGCUGCCGGAACAGCCGGUGCGCCUGCCGGAGGUGCCAACCCCACGCUCACCUCAGCGGUCUCAGCCGCAUCAGCAGCCAUACCUCGUCACCGUCGAUGCGGCCGCCGCAAAGUCCGUUCGCUCCGGCGAGCCGGCCGCGGGCCUUCACAACCUCGACAAGCGCAUGCACUCGGGGAGGGUGGGCUCGCCAGAGGCACAUCAGUGGGCCACACACGCGCUACAAAGCCGCAACGUCAGCGCGGACGUCUGUUCACCGUACCGGCAGGCCUACCCGCAUCACCGCUCGCCUGGGGAGGCGGCGCGAGAGGAUUCCGCAUCCUCCCCCUCCUCCGCGUCGUCGCCGCCCUUACUGCUGCCGAAAAGCCGGCGUCCGGCGCAGCGCCCAUCGAGGCACGUGAGAAGCACGGGCAGCGAAAAAUCGGACGCGGUGGCGCCGAGGGCGCUGUCGACCUCAUGCAUGCGCCACACCACUCCUCCGGCGGCUGCUGCGUCAGCGAACUCUGCCCCCUCCUCUGUAAACUUCAGAUCGCUCAUCUCCUCCGCGGCUCCCUCGCCGCGUGGCACGUCGCCUGUUCCCCACCCAAGCGAUUGUUUCUCGCGAAGCGGCCGCGGCGGCGCCGGGGAGCUACUGGUUCUUCGGCCCCACCGAAGCACAUCCUCCUCACAGCACAACCGUCGAUAUCACGAUGGUGCUGUCGCGCUCUCGCCGUCGUCGUUAUCCACUACACGCAGGCACACGGUCCUCGUGCGCCGCGUGGUGCGUCGGCGUCGCAGCGAGGUAUUCGUGGAAGAGGGCGGCACGUUGGUGCACCGUGCCCCAAUGGCGACGCCACACCUCCCAAGCAGCAGCAGCAGCAGCGGCGGCAGUGGGAGGGGCGCUUCAGCGCCGACACUGCCGUCCUCGCUGCGGGACACGAGAGCUGCGAGAACUCGCACAACACCCAGACGGCACUCCCACACUUAG